AUGGCACUCGAAUCACGUCACAAGCCGUUGACGAUGCAAGGUGCACUCGCGAAGCUUCGCGACUCCUCUGUCGUCAUCGACCGUCGCGGAGGUCUCAGGGAGGAUGAAGAAAAGCGAGCUGCUGAGGCUUUCUCAUUGCUGGAGCAUGGUGGCCCAGAGCCAGGCUCGAAAGGAGAGAAGAACCGGAAAAAGUACUUCAAGUUCCUCAAAAAAGUUAAUGAGCUAUCUGGUCGGUCCAUGGUUGCUUUGUCCGCUGCCGCUCUGGGCUUAUACGCUGUGAGCAACAUGAAGGAGCGACUUCGAUUAGAUUUACCUUACGAAAUCGACAGAAUCAAGGAAGAACUCGUCAAUCCGACCCUGCGAGACCUUUACGAUACCUACCCAAGAGUGCCGGUCCAAGCGAAUUCCCCACCACAUCAGUCACAGUCAGCAGUCCAGCAGUCUGACAAGCAAGUCACAGAUACUCCUAAUCUGACAUCCCUCAAUAUGUCUCAGCACGGUUCCGCGCAUGUUCCAGCGCAGAAGCAUCUCCAAUCUGUGUCGUUGAACCUUCAACUCAGGGACCUGGUCGCGUUCCUUCAGCGUUACCAAGAAAGCAAUCAGCAGCUGCAAAUGGAGUGCCCCUUUUUCGGAGAUCCCUUGCCUUUCAUUCAAUUUCGCUUAGGACAACACGCGGACCACCAAGCGAAGCUCGAGUUUUCUCAACCUUUGGCCACACUUUUCAUUCAAUACAUCAUGAAUCGUGGAGAAGAGUGA
Messenger RNA from Aspergillus pseudoviridinutans, 756 nucleotides. RefSeq lists its product as uncharacterized. The transcript has 3 exons. The coding region runs from base 1 to 756 and encodes 251 amino acids. The record is from RefSeq and is a predicted model, not a curated record. NCBI's taxonomy places the organism in Eukaryota, Fungi, Ascomycota, Eurotiomycetes, Eurotiales, Aspergillaceae.